AUGCGGCAGCGCCACCGCCGAUCUCUCCAGGGCUGCGCUGGAUCCAGGGCUCUCGCCGCUCUUCAAGAUGGAUAUUUCAUAGAGCGAGUUGCUGCGCGUGCGUGCGCGUGCGUGCGCGUCGUUGAUCGUUCGCCUUUCGCGACAAUGACACCCCCUGUGAAAGCUGCCCCACGGGGCAGAGACCCGCGUCGUCCGGUCGAGCGCCGGGCUGCGCAGACUCCAAACGCUCCAGGGAAGUCGUCCAAAAGUGACGACAAGAAGCGAAAAGAGCGCCCGUCAGUGGGGACGUCGGUGGGCGCUUCUCUCUUGUCCCGCAUGAGUGUUGAUCCAUCGACCUUAGAGGAGGAGACGAUGGCUGGUGCCAUGUCUGUUGCCGCCUCCGAUUCUGUUAGCUCGCCAAAGCCAAAAUCGGCGAAGCUCGAUGGGCAGGAGACCUUGGAGGGAUUCCUUGUCGCCAAUGGCUUCUCUAAGGAGUCUGCCACACGGAUACAAGGAAAGCUUGGGGAAUACUCGAAGCCCAAGGAUAUCAUGACGAUGAAGGCAAACCUCGCAGACGAUCUUGUCCGCGAGGAAUUGGGGCUGUCGAUCGUGGAAUUUGGACUAUACAAGGCGUUGAAGAUGGAUGCCAUAGAGCCCAAAGUGCCCACAAGCACAAGUGGCUGCCCAACCCGGCUGCACAUACCAGCCAAUGUGCACCGUGGAUGGCAGAAAACCAUAAAGGAGGUGAUGGAUAUGCUCCCGGUGGAGGACUCCAUCGGGAGUGCAAUACCGCCUAUGUGGAAGCAUUUCCACGUUUUGUUUCCAAAGGCUCACCAAGCCAUUCUCAAAGAGGGAGCAGACAACGGCGUUUCCCUUGAGAGCAUCCACGUCGCUAUGGGGCAGAAGUUGCGCAAUAUGAGGCGGACAAUGGCGAAGGCGUCCAAGGAGGGCGCGGCAGCUGCAAAGGCCAAGGGUGGCAAGGAAGGCGAAGGGGGUGGCGAGGAAGGCGCAGCGAUCGGCAAGGGAGGCGGCGAAUAG
Molecule: messenger RNA, 1017 nt
Organism: Ostreobium quekettii
Lineage: Eukaryota; Viridiplantae; Chlorophyta; Ulvophyceae; Bryopsidales; Ostreobiaceae
Source: the annotation of a GenBank genome assembly